CGUCCGCCGCUUUGCCACCAGCGCGCGUCGCCGCGUCCGGUUCUACACGGACCCCGUGGAGGUGGUGAGGGACAUCCGGGACGGCGCGACCGUCAUGUGCGGGGGCUUCGGGCUCUGCGGGAUCCCCGAGAACCUGAUCGCCGCGCUGCUGCAGACGCGCGUGAAGGACCUGACGGUGGUCAGCAGCAACGUGGGCGUGGAGGACUUCGGCCUGGGGCUGCUGCUGGCCGCCAAGCAGGUCCGCCGCGUCGUGUGCUCCUACGUGGGCGAGAACUCGCUGUGCGAGCGCCAGUACCUGGCGGGCGAGCUGGAGCUGGAGCUGACGCCGCAGGGCACCCUGGCCGAGCGCAUCCGCGCGGGCGGCGCCGGCGUGCCCGCCUUCUACACGCCCACGGGCUACGGCACCCUGGUGCAGGAGGGGGGCGCCCCGGUCCGCUACUCCCCGGACGGCCACCUCGCCAUCCUGAGCCAGCCCCGCGAGGUGCGGGAGUUCGGCGGCGAGCACCACCUGCUGGAGCGCGCGCUCCGCGCGGACUUCGCGCUGGUGAAGGGCUGGAAGGCCGACCGCGCGGGGAACGUGGUCUUCCGCCGCAGCGCCCGCAACUUCAACGCGCCCAUGUGCAAGGCCGCCGACGUCACGGCGGUGGAGGUGGAGGAGGUCGUGGACGUGGGGUCCUUCCCGCCGGAAGACGUCCACGUGCCCAGCAUUUACGUCGACCGCGUGAUCCGGGGGCCGCGGUAUGAGAAGAGGAUCGAGCGCCCGGCCGUCCGGACGGAGGAAGGCCCGGGAGCCAAGCGGAAAGACGACCCCAACACGCGGAUCAUCCGACGGGCAGCCCUGGAGUUCGAGGACGGCAUGUUCGCCAACCUGGGCAUCGGCAUCCCCCUGCUGGCCAGCAACUUCAUCGGCCCCGGCAUGACCGUGCACCUCCACAGCGAGAACGGGAUCCUGGGCCUGGGCCCGUUCCCCACCCAGGACGAGGCGGACGCGGACCUCAUCAACGCGGGCAAGCAGCCGGUCACGGUGCUUCCCGGGGGCUGCUGCUUCUCCAGCGACGAGUCCUUCGCCAUGAUCCGCGGGGGCCACCUCCAGCUGACCAUGCUCGGGGCCAUGCAGGUUUCCAGAUACGGCGACCUGGCCAACUGGAUGAUCCCCGGCAAGAAGGUGAAGGGCAUGGGCGGCGCCAUGGACUUGGUGUCCAGCCAGAAGACCAGAGUGGUGGUCACCAUGCGGCACUGCACCAAGGACAACGCCCCCAAAAUCCUGGAGAAGUGCACCAUGCCGCUGACCGGCAAGCGGUGCGUGGACCGCAUCAUCACGGAGAAGGCGGUGUUCGACGUGCACAGGAAGAGGGGGCUGACGCUGAUCGAGCUCUGGCAAGGCUCCACCGUGGACGACGUCCAGCAGAGCACGGGGUGCGCCUUUGCCGUGGCCCCCGACCUCAGGCCCAUGCAGCAGGUGGCGCUCUGACGCCGGAGGCCGGCCUGGA
Molecule: messenger RNA, 1490 nt
Organism: Carlito syrichta (Philippine tarsier)
Lineage: Eukaryota; Metazoa; Chordata; Mammalia; Primates; Tarsiidae
Gene: OXCT2
Product: 3-oxoacid CoA-transferase 2
Exons: 1
Coding region: 95-1471 (458 amino acids)
Biological process (GO): ketone body catabolic process
Cellular component (GO): mitochondrion
Molecular function (GO): succinyl-CoA:3-oxo-acid CoA-transferase activity
Source: RefSeq, a predicted model, not a curated record